Formica exsecta is the source of this 1373-nucleotide messenger RNA. Its product is annotated as cysteine dioxygenase type 1. Bases 300 to 995 code for a protein of 231 amino acids. The record is from RefSeq and is a predicted model, not a curated record. Gene Ontology annotation, biological process: L-cysteine catabolic process. The transcript has 5 exons. Lineage: Eukaryota; Metazoa; Arthropoda; Insecta; Hymenoptera; Formicidae. Gene Ontology annotation, molecular function: cysteine dioxygenase activity; ferrous iron binding.
UUGUACUAGGCCCGUAUCGGCUAUAAGCGAGUAAAGACAGCGAGGUAGUUGGACACGGGAAUUAGUACGAUCUCACAUCACAGUUAGUGCUCGGCGUAUACAGACCCAACAUUAAUCUCUUUCCUCCCUUCGCUUUCGAGAGUCUGCAUUCUCCGUGUCAGACGGGACGCACCGAGGCACGUUUUAACGUACUCGGUACUAAAUAUUCCCCGGUGCAAUUUGUAUCUCGUGCUCGUAGAAAUUAGAAGAAACUUUUACCAGUUAGAACCGUCAAAGUGUUGAUACUUCGUAGCUGAAUAAUGGAGAUUUGUAACGAGGAGGAUCGACUGUACAACAUACCACGUGAAAAAUCAUCAUGCCUCAUUGAGAACACGGAGAAACUUCGACGAGAAAAAGUUUCUACCCUCCGGGAACUUAUAGAUGCACUACAUGAGGCUUUUCAAACGGAUCACGUAAAUAUCGAUUGCGUUCAGGACCUGAUGACGAGCUACAAAAGCAAUCCUGUGGAGUGGAAGAAGUUUGCCAAGUUCGAUAGAUACAGAUAUACAAGAAAUCUAGUUGAUGAAGGAAACGGUAGGUUCAACCUUAUGGUCUUGUGUUGGGGGGAAGGUCAUGGAUCAGCCAUACAUGAUCACGCCAACGCGCACUGCGUGAUGAAAGUCCUGCAAGGAAAACUAUGCGAGACUAGAUACGCAUGGCCCGAAAAGUUCAAAAUGGAAGAAGAUGUGGAAGAGCUCAAAGAACUGGAAAGGAAUACGCUUGAUACAAACGAGAUAUGUUACAUCAAUGAUUCGUUAGGUUUGCAUCGUGUCGAAAAUCCAAGUGCGAUGAAUCCUGCAGUCUCUCUACAUUUAUAUUCGCCACCAUUCUCAACAUGCUCAGUUUUCAACAAGCAAACUGGACAAAAGUCUAUGUGUAAAGUCACGUUCUGGUCCAAAUAUGGAGAACGAAGAAACCGGGAAAUUCAAGAUGCCAGAUCUCCAGAGGAUAACUAGUGUAACGAUAAAUAAGAACGCAGAGAUAUCAUCAACAAUAUGCCAAUUAAAUGCUGAUGAUAUCCUAAUUAAACACAGAAAUGAUUUUUAUUGUCUGAUAAUGAAACUCGCCACCUAUAUAUAUAUAUAUAAUAAUUUGUGUAUAAAUUAAAAUAGAUAUGAACUGUUACAAUACAUUUGUAUGCCAUUUUCGUUAUGUAAUCAUUUUUAAGUACUUAAAACUACUUAUAAGAAUAUGUAGAUAUUUUUAAAUAAAAAUAGCUAUAUGUUUUCUUCACAUUUUUUGUAUCUUAUUUUUUUAGGUAAAAAUAAGUUAUGAAUUGCUAUUAAACUAUAGAUAAAUUAUAAAUAUGUAUCAAAUAAAAGAAAAAGAUGUAU